CGGCGCCAGCGCCCUUUGGAGCUGGGCGGGGAGAGCGGGGCGGGCGGAGCGGGGAUGGCGGGGUGUCGAGGGCCGCAGGCGUAGCGCUCUCGCCCUGGCCAUGGAGCGGCCGGCGCCCGGCGAGGUUCUUAUGAGCCAGGCCAUCCAGCCGGCGCACGCCACUGCCCGCGGCGAGCUGAGCGCGGGGCAGCUGCUCAAGUGGAUCGACACCACCGCCUGCCUGGCGGCUGAGAAACAUGCUGGAGUUUCCUGCGUUACAGCCUCAGUGGAUGACAUACAGUUUGAGGAGACAGCUAGAGUUGGACAAGUUAUAACCAUCAAAGCAAAAGUUACUAGAGCAUUCAGCACAAGCAUGGAGAUCGGUAUCAAGGUCAUGGUGCAGGAUAUGGUCACUGGUAUUGAGAAGCUUGUUAGUGUGGCUUUCUCCACAUUUGUAGCCAAACCAGUUGGAAAAGAAAAGAUUCAUUUAAAACCAGUCACACUUCUAACUGAACAAGAUCAUGUGGAACAUAAUCUGGCUGCUGAGAGAAGGAAAGUUCGAUUACAACAUGAAGAUACCUUUAACAAUUUAAUGAAGGAAAGUAGCAAGUUUGAUGAUCUCAUUUUUGAUGAAGAGGAAGGAGCGGUUUCCACAAGGGGCACCUCCGUUCAGAGCAUUGAACUGGUCCUCCCACCCCAUGCAAACCAUCACGGAAAUACAUUUGGUGGCCAGAUUAUGGCUUGGAUGGAGACAGUGGCUACUAUUUCUGCAAGCCACCUGUGUUGCGCACAUCCCUUUCUGAAGUCCGUAGAUAUGUUUAAGUUCCGGGGACCAUCUACGGUUGGAGAUCGUCUUGUCUUCACUGCCAUUGUCAACAAUACAUUUCAGACCUGUGUUGAAGUUGGAGUUCGCGUGGAGGCCUUUGACUGUCAGGAAUGGGCCGAGGGCCGAGGGCGUCACAUCAACAGUGCUUUUCUCAUUUACAAUGCUGCUGAUGAUAAGGAAAAUCUCAUCACGUUUCCCAGAAUCCAACCCAUUUCAAAGGAUGAUUUUAGACGCUAUCGGGGAGCUAUUGCACGCAAGAGAAUUCGCCUAGGCAGAAAAUAUGUUAUUUCCCACAAAGAAGAGGUUCCACUUUGCGUACACUGGGAUAUCAGCAAGCAGGCAUCCCUGAGUGACAGCAAUGUGGAGACCCUCAAAAAACUGGCAGCCAAAAGGGGUUGGGAGGUUACCAGCACUGUGGAAAAGAUAAAAAUAUAUACUCUGGAAGAGCAUGAUGUUUUAUCUGUUUGGGUUGAAAAGCACGUGGGAAGUCCAGCACAUUUGGCUUAUUGUCUCUUGUCUGACUUUACAAAGCGACCUUUGUGGGACCCCCAUUGUGUGUCCUGUGAAGUCAUAGACUGGGUGAGUGAAGAUGAUCAGCUGUAUCACAUCACCUGUCCUAUACUGAAUGAUGACAAACCCAAAGACUUUGUAGUACUGGUAUCACGAAGAAAACCUCUCAAAGAUGGUAACACUUACACAGUGGCAGUGAAGUCGGUCAUUUUGCCAUCGGUCCCCCCAUCUCCACAGUACAUCAGAAGUGAAAUCAUAUGUGCCGGAUUUCUCAUCCAUGCUAUUGACAGCAAUUCAUGCAUCGUAUCUUACUUUAACCAUAUGUCUGCUAGCAUCCUUCCUUACUUUGCUGGAAAUCUUGGUGGCUGGUCAAAAUCCAUUGAAGAAACAGCAGCCUCUUGUAUACAGUUCUUAGAGAAUCCUCCUGAUGAUGGGUUUAUAAGCACAUUUUAAAUGGUCAGCUUCCAAUGACCGGUAAUUUAAUUUCCCACUUUUAAUUCCAAGCACCCUUAGCCCUGACAUCUGUCAAGCUUUUGGGCCACAAAAUAAUUUAAUAUAAGCCUAAGCAAAAUGCAGUGAAGAAGUUAAAAAACAAAAUGCAUCUUAAGUCAAAUACCAGUGAUUUGGAUUAGCAUUAAAAGAGCUUUAGAAUUCCGUUCUAAGUCGUCUGUGGCUCUGCCUCUUCCAGGGGCACAGAUAGUGGAAAAUUGCCUGUAUGCAAUACUGUGUGUUCUAUAAAAUGGCAUGAAUUUAGUUUAAAUUAUCAUAAACAUUUUUAGGUUACAGAGGUGAAACGUGUUCUGUGUGAAAUUCAAAAAAAAAAUUAUAAAAUCUAAAAUGAUGAUUUGCUAAGUUGACUCGUUGAUUAAUGUAUGGCAUUCUUCCUUGUGCAGCAGGUGUCUAUAUGUCAGGAGCAUUUGACAAGAUGUAUUACAUAGUCUAGAGAUUUAAAUUAGGGAGACAUUAAAGCAUAAUGGAAUCCGAUCAAUUUUAGUAAUAAGAACAACUUUACUUGUGUCAUUUAACAUAUAUUCCAGGUGGCUGACCAAUUUAGUGUCUAUUGCUCCAAUAGACACACAAGGUACCUGCAAAGUGUAAUAUUACAGAGAAAGAAAAUAUUGACUGAGAUCUCUUUCAUAACCAUUACAUUAGCACUUUAUUCUGUAGACUUCAACAUUCAUUAUUCUCCUCUGUGAUUUGUCUUAACUCAUGAGACAAGCCAGAACAUGGCAAGCUAGCCUCCUCUCAAGGACACAUUUUAAAAGUUGAAGGAGUCUCCACUAUUGGUGGGAGCACUUAACAGAUUAGAUGCAUCCUGCUGUUAGUUUGCUAAAGUUCUACCUCUGCUCCCCCUACCCACCCUCACCCAUCUAUUCACACAAGGUAAGCCUGGUUAUAAUUAUUUUCAUUUUUCUUGUGCCAGCAAGUUUUCAUUUACAUGAACUUUGGACUGUUCUGUAAUUUUAUACAUUAACAUUUAUAUAUGUAAGAAGAGUGGAUAUGUGGAUCAAAAUAAUUAUAUAUUAUAUUCCA
This is a messenger RNA of Pongo pygmaeus (Bornean orangutan), 2848 nucleotides long. RefSeq names its product acyl-CoA thioesterase 12 (gene ACOT12). The coding region runs from base 101 to 1768 and encodes 555 amino acids. The transcript is spliced from 15 exons. The record is from RefSeq and is a predicted model, not a curated record. Gene Ontology annotation, cellular component: cytosol; cytoplasm. Gene Ontology annotation, biological process: acetyl-CoA metabolic process. Lineage: Eukaryota; Metazoa; Chordata; Mammalia; Primates; Hominidae. Gene Ontology annotation, molecular function: lipid binding; acetyl-CoA hydrolase activity.